AUGAAGUUAAUCAAGUUAGAAAUACUUGUCAUCACUUUAGCCCAUGUUGCUUGCUGCAUUUUUUUAAAAAUUGGACUUGAAAAUAUUUAAAAAGGAGAAAUGAGUUGGGUUAUAAAAGCAGGAUUCAGUACAGAAUCUUUGUGGGAUCUUUACCUUUAAUCUCUUUAUUAUAUGAUUAUAACUAUUUGCACUAUUGGAUAUGGUGAUAUAUCCCCAUAUUAAUUAAGUAGUUUAUUGAUUAGGAAUGAGUCUAUAAGUGAAAGUGAGGAAGCAUUUUGA
Molecule: messenger RNA, 279 nt
Organism: Tetrahymena thermophila SB210
Lineage: Eukaryota; Ciliophora; Oligohymenophorea; Hymenostomatida; Tetrahymenidae
Product: cyclic nucleotide-binding domain protein
Exons: 2
Source: RefSeq, a predicted model, not a curated record